GACUUUUUAUCUUUACUGUCCCAUCCCUAAAAACGUGUGAUUUGUUUUUAUUCUUACAUCCACUUGUUUGCUCGUUUAAAAUGGCCCUUUUGACUGAGAAACGUGCUAAAAAGACACCUGCCCCUGCAAAUAACAGUUCCCAGGAAGAAUCCGAAUCCGAUGGCGGUCAGAAUUCUACCAGUGAUGCAGAGGGCAAUGCCGGGUGGGCGGAUUCCAUACUGAAAGUCCUGAAAACCACCAAGCCAGAAACCCAAAAUAAAACCGUGCUUGCUCGUGCUAAAAACAGCCAGGCGGCUGUGCGAUUCCAAAAAGCCGCUGCCGCGAAGAAGCCGGGAUUCGACUUUGAGAUUGAGAAAACAGAUGUAAAGGAGGAAGACGAAGAAGACGAUGAUGAGGAUGAGAAGCCAGAGGUAUCCGCUUUGGAUGCCACGCUGACGAAACAGCAGCGUAAGAAUGUUCCACUUCAGCUACGCGUGAAGCCCAGUUUUCGGGACAUGGAGCGCGAGCGAACGCUUCGCAAAGUGGCCACCCGUGGAGUAGUUCAAUUCUUCAACGCUGUACGCAUUCAGCAAAAGGAUUUGCAGCAGCAAUUAGAAGAUGCAGGACCAUUGGACAGCCGACAGGAUGCAGUGCUAAACAACAUCAACAAACGCAAGUUCCUGGAUGUCCUCAUGAGCGGCAAGCGCGCCAAAUCCACAGCCAUAGAUAACUCAGUAAAGAAAGAGGAACAAGAAACAGAUGAUGACGACGAUGAUGAUGGUUCCAGCGGCAAAAAGAAGCCUGAAUGGAGUGUGUUGCGCGAGGACUUUAUGACUAACAAGAAAAUCAAGCACUGGGACGAGGAAGACGAUGAGGAGGUAAACAAUGAUGAAGCUGAUGACAGCGAUGACGACGAGGAUUAGCUUUAAUUAUCAAAUAAAUGUUAGAUUUUCAAUUAAAA
This is a messenger RNA of Drosophila eugracilis, 940 nucleotides long. RefSeq names its product RRP15-like protein. The transcript has a single exon. The coding region runs from base 81 to 902 and encodes 273 amino acids. Gene Ontology annotation, cellular component: preribosome, large subunit precursor. The record is from RefSeq and is a predicted model, not a curated record. Lineage: Eukaryota; Metazoa; Arthropoda; Insecta; Diptera; Drosophilidae. Gene Ontology annotation, biological process: maturation of 5.8S rRNA; maturation of LSU-rRNA.